UAAAAGGUCAAUAAUUUAAUGAGAUUUUGAAAAAAAUCUGGCAGAGCGGUGGAGAUUUUACGCGCAAAUGGAAAAACAGUAAAGACAAAGAUUCCCAUGGAGCAUCUUCAGAAGAGUGAGGCUUCUAAAAGGUCAAAGUUCAAACAUGCAGCGGUUCUUCUUGACCUUUGGAGUAGCAGUGAUGAGGAUGAAACGGCCAGGUCUAACGAUGGUUGCAUCUUAGUGCCCGAUACACCAAGCCCAGAACGGAAACUACACCCUGUUGUUGAACAUCCGCUACCUCGAUCAGGAAGGGAAAGUCCUUUUGAUAUUGGGGAGAGUAUCCUCCAUCAACUGAAGAGGCCGAGAAAAAGAUCCAGCGAAGACUCAACAAAGGAGUUGAGACUACCUCAAGAGACUGGAGAGUCGAUGCUGUUUCAAACAACCAGGGAGCCGAGCAAGCUACAUGUACCUCCAAUAAGAUUGAGUCGUGUCAAACAACCCAAGGAUAAAGAACAAACUUCUUUGAAGAGUUUUGUGUUUAAGGUAGAUCAAACCGCAAGGAAUAGUGAAAGAGACCGCUCUAAGAACAGUGGAAGAAAAAAUCUUACAAAGAAUGUAGAUUCUUCACAGGCAGGGGGUGUAAUUGCUGUAGAAAAACCCCACAUAAGUGCAUCAAUACAUGGGCAGAAUCCGUUCAUUGGAGAAAGAACGAUAAACUCUGGCAUCAGAAGGGACACAUUUUUCAGGGAACAAAAUGAUCCAGCAAUACCUCACAGUAUUAAUGAAAGCGAAAGGAGCCACAAAGUUAAGUCCGUUAUCAGCAAUAAUAGUUCACGCAAUAAACAUCCCGAUGUGUGGUCAAGGCCCACCUCGGAAGUAUUCAGUAAUUCAGAUUCAAGAUCUUAUAUUGGCCGUCAGGCAACAAGUUAUCCAAGCAGUCGGCCGCAACUCACCCAGAAGUUUGGAAGAUUAGAAGGUCUUGAUAAAGCUGAGAAUGACUCGAGUGGCAGUAGCUCAGAUUCUGAUUCAAUUCUCUCGUCAACCUUUCCAAAUAGAUCAUCCUCUGAUAACAGACAGCCACUUGCAAGGAGACUUCAAAAUAAGUUGGGAAGCCAGCAAAAUGAUGCUCUGAGAAGCAUCUCCCAACUGCCUGACGUGGUCGCUUUGGUGAAUAAUAACCUUGCAAGUGAAGAAGAAAAAGUAACGUCACCAAAACAUAAUGGACUCAUUAAAGUAUUGCAGAGAAUGUCAACAGUACCAAAAGACAGUAACAUUCGACAACAAUUCGGGCAGAAUAAACGGUCCUUGAAAGUUGACAAUCCUCCAAGAACCAAGAAAGCCAGAAUAUUGCCAGUUUCCUGGUCGAUGUCUAGUAUUCUAAAUUCCUCAUCAAAUGCAUUGGAAAGAAGACAACCCAAGUUUGAACAAGGCGCUGCUGGAAGUGCGAAACAAACACACGACACUUCUGAUAAGGUUCAUCGAAACAAUAACCACUCAGACCAAAAACAAAUGGACUUGAAGUUGUUUGGAUCGACAUCAAGUACUGAUGGGGAUGAAACAGAGGAAGAUGAUGAUAGCAUCCAAGACAGACAAGAUGAUCAAGUCAUCUUGAUUGACUCUGGCCAGGGUGUUGGCGAAGAAACUCAUCAAGCUAAGAACACCACUCAGCGUCCAUAUAACCCCGACAGCAGACACAUGUCCAUGAGUUUGAGAGCAUCAUGUAGCCAAGGUCCAAGUGAUAAUAUCAGCCCGAAGAGAGUGGCUCACCCUCCUGGUAGGGACGAAGGAGUCAUACUAAUCGACAUAACGCAGAGUGCAGACAGAGGAGCUAUGUCAGGACAAGCCAGUCCCGAGUUCCAGUCCAACUUCUCGCCUUGCCAAAGAAACUCCAAGACCUCUUUGAUGAGCUUCAAACAGAAAGCUCCACUGAACAGAGAGGAUCAUGUCCCAUCGAUCAAAAUCAGAUCCAACGUUGCGUGGGAUGACGAUGUGGUGCAUAUAAACACAAUUCAAAGCACAGAAAGAGAUGACGGUUCUGAACCAGAGAGUCCUACAAUUUCUAUCCCCAUUUUGGCAAGUGGAAGUAGUUCUAGCCCUUCUCGUUCUCCAGUGUUCUUUCGAUAUUCUCAAAAGGAGAUCACCCCUAAAAAGAGUGACAUCACAUCAAGCAACAACCAAGUUCCCCAGAAUUUUACAGGUUUUGGAAGUCCUUCUCAGUCUCCAGGAUUCAUGCAACGCUUUUCAAGGGAAACUACAUGUACCACGCGAGGAAGCGAUGACUCCUCACCUCAACACCGUCUUAGGAAUCAUGAAAGGAAGCAAAACAAUACCCCCAGAAAUCUAUCCAUGUCUCCUGAUGACAACCACAUGAUUGUGAACCUGACCGACACAGACCACCCUAACAUUUCUGGACACACUUCAAGAACGCAUAAACAAAGAUGGACUGACUCCAAUCCCAGUUUGGUGCUUGCUGGACAAGUAUCAAACUCAGCGUUGGGAAAUUCAGCAAGAGGUUCUAAAUCAGAUGGCGAAGAAUUCAGAAGAAGGCCGUCCCAAGGAAGGAAUGACACUGUUACUGUUGUUAGCAGUUCUUCUUAUCCGAUUGGAUUCAAUCCAAGACUUGACAUCCAAGAUAUCACUCUUUCUACACCAAGAGCUAGCUCCUUGAACAUUGCGACUAGGAACUUUGAACUGGAAGUUGGGGAACUGGGCGACCAUCAGACCAGUCCUGGGAUACGUUCCAACCCCAUUGAUGAAAGGCACCAUGAGCUUCCCGAUGUUGGUCCAGAUGAUGGAAGUAGAGUCUCAAGACACAAGUCAAAAAGGACUAGAAAAGAAUCAAGGAAGGACAAAGACAUUGCAAGACCACCUACAACGGAUGUCGGUGCAAUGAAUUCUGAGGGUCAUAGGUCAAAACACAGAAAAGAACACAAGUCAUCUAAACAUAAGCGGAGAAGUCGAGAGAAGAGGUCUUCGGGGCGUCCUGAGUCGCCGGAUGUGAUUGAGCUGGUCAGACAGAUGGAGAAUGAUGAGGCUAUGGCAAAACAACUCCAGGAGGAAUUUGAUGCAGAGGCGAACAGACUGGCAGAGGCGUCUUCAAACGAUCAGCCGAUCUUGAUCCAUGACAUCGAUGGUCCGGGCCGUGUACCCUCCAUGCCUGUGUUACCUCUCUUCCCCGGUGCCCAUAACACUGCCUUCCCCAAUCAACGAGGUACCAACCAGUGGGAGAUGAGAUGGAGAGAUGACUUGGUCGACAAUAAUCCCGUCAAUGCUGCCAUGAUGCUGGAGAUGGAUCGAUUUCUUGUGGAUAACAUGGAGGGGCAUAUAGGACAGCAUAUUCACUUGCCUCCUCCAAGACAAAGAAACCGAGGUCAGCGUCGAGGAAGGGGAAGAGGCCGGCGGAAUCCUCACAAUAUGCAAUCACCGAUGGCUAAUGGCGCUGAUUAUGAGACUUUAUGGAAUCUUGCUGAUUCUGUCGGCCCAGCCAUCAGCAAAGGUCUUCCUGAAUCUUCCAUUAACUACCUACCAACGUUUCUCUACACUCCUGGCCAGUCAUCUGAGGAGAAGGAAUGCUCUAUUUGUAUGGGAGACUAUGAGACAGGAGAGAACAUGAGGCGGUUACCAUGCUUCCAUUUCUAUCAUGCUGUCUGUAUUGAUAAAUGGCUGAAAGAAAACCGCAUCUGUCCAGUGUGUCGAGAAGAGGUGAACUUUAACCCAGUAAACUUUCAUUGAUUACCUCGGAGCAUUCAGACAUCAACAAAUGAGUGACCUUUGACCCUGCAUUAGAAAGCAUGUAAGGAGAACAUUUCUUGUCGAUUCCAUGUUUGUUAUAGCCAGGUUCAUACUUCAUGCCAAUCGCGCAGUGAGUUUUCCAGGCCUUCAAAUAUUCCACAGCACCCACAGCAAAUGCCGUGGUGCCUUGUGCUUUUGCUCUGGUGCCCUUUGCAAAGAUCCCAUGUAGUACCUACUUGAUAAUGGAAUAGUCCACAUAGAUUUGAAGGCAGAGAACUUGUUGUAUGCCAAUAAUUCAGAAGAUGCACCCUUCAAGUUGUCUGGUUUCGACCUGUCCAAGAUACUUAAUUUAAAUUCUCCUAGAAGAGCCCCUUAACAGAGGAAAAUUGCUGUGCCCGUCAAGAGUGAAGCUCAAGGCUUGGUUUUCGUACAUCUCAAGAAUUGGAAAACCCCCCAUACCAUACUGAUUGCUUGAGCCAUGCGAAUUCGCUUUUGCAUGAAUCAGGUUUAAGUCCUCAAAUAUUAUGGAAAAACAACGAUUAUAAUUGUGAAUUAUAGAGUGAGUUUAAACAAAAAAUCUGCAAUAUGGUUUAAAAGGUGCAUCAGCAAUCCUUUAAAAUCAAAGUUACUAUAUCAGUUAAAUGACGCAAUCAUUAACUAGGAUCAAGCUUGACUGGGAUAAUUUUCUUCUUUGAAAAUAACCUUUAUAGAAAUGAUUGUGUUUUUCAUUACAUUUAGUGGACGUGUUUUUGUUACUGUAUGGUUUGUAUUUCUUGCUAUAGUCUGAGAUGUAGUGAUCUAUAUUCAGGGGUGUAAAUAUAUAUGUGAGAAUAAAUAUUUAACUUUAAACCCCAAAGUAUUCUGUUGAUUUUAUUUCUCCAUUGGAGGAUUGGA
Molecule: messenger RNA, 4608 nt
Organism: Asterias rubens (European starfish)
Lineage: Eukaryota; Metazoa; Echinodermata; Asteroidea; Forcipulatida; Asteriidae
Exons: 8
Coding region: 97-3714 (1205 amino acids)
Biological process (GO): protein ubiquitination; negative regulation of organ growth
Molecular function (GO): ubiquitin-protein transferase activity; ubiquitin conjugating enzyme binding
Source: RefSeq, a predicted model, not a curated record